This is a messenger RNA of Megalops cyprinoides (Indo-Pacific tarpon), 4263 nucleotides long. Its product is annotated as extended synaptotagmin-2-A-like. The record is from RefSeq and is a predicted model, not a curated record. Gene Ontology annotation, biological process: lipid transport. Gene Ontology annotation, molecular function: lipid binding. The coding region runs from base 583 to 3363 and encodes 926 amino acids. The transcript has 24 exons. NCBI's taxonomy places the organism in Eukaryota, Metazoa, Chordata, Actinopteri, Elopiformes, Megalopidae.
GAGAGGGGGGUGAACCAUGAACCCGCGGAGUAACGCGUGUUGGCGAAAUCAACGCAGUUUUCAAUCAGGAUGUGGUGAGAGGGAGGAGGAGACGUCAGCAGCGGUAUCUUUUCUGCAAAGCUAAAGCCCAGUCUGCGAGACGCCAUGCAGUGAACGGUCCGGGCAGCGCACUGAAUUUCAGGGAUUACUGAUGUCGCAGACGGAAACGAGUAAGACCAAUAUCAGCUGACAUUCAAAAUAAAUAAUGCUCACAAAAAACCGUACAGCUAGGUCACCAGCUAGCAACGUGGAUUAUUAGCUAUCUUGUAAAGUAAUUCCUGCCCCCAACUUGCGGGGGCUGGCGAAGGUGUCUGAUGGUAACCACGUCUAUUGGAGAAAAGUAUGUGAUUGAAUUAGCCUGAGAUAGCAAAAAGAUAGCUUUCAGCUCGAUAGCUAGCUAGCUAUAAGCAAGUAUAGAAACGUGUUAGCUUGGUAGCUAUAAAGGAUUGCUAGCAACUGGGUCUGGGAAGCGACCACUCACCAUCGCCAGCGAACUUUUAGCUGGUUUUGACAUUUGUUUGGAAACUUUCGGGCAAGGUUGAAAUGAGUGGCGAGGCAAAGAGUGCAGUGCAAGGAGGCGAAUCGCUAAAGGCGAACUCCCCGGGACACGCACGGGAAAACGGACAAGCCGCUGCGAGCGGCACCGCCAGCGCCAAGACGGACUUGCCGAGCCCCGUGGAUCCCGGCGAGGAGCCGCAGUCCGCCAUCGCCGAUGUCACCCAGAUGUGGAUGCAGUUCGCCAAGACGUUCGCCAUCAUUUUCCCCAUUUACGUGCUGGGAUAUUUCGAGUUCAGCUUCAGCUGGGUUUUAAUUGGACUUGCGGCGUUUUUCUGGUGGAGGAAAAACAAAGGAAACAAGGACACCCGGAUAAAUAGAGCUUUGGCGUUUUUGGAGCACGAAGAGAGGACCGUGCGCCAAAGUGUGCCAACUUCGGAACUGCCACCAUGGGUUCACUUUCCAGAUGUGGAGCGGGUGGAGUGGUUAAACAAGACAGUCAAGCAGAUGUGGCCAUAUAUCUGUCAGUUUGUGGACAAGCUGUUCCGGGAGACCAUCGAGCCGGCGGUGAAGGGGGCCAACGCCCAUCUCAGCACCUUCUGUUUCACCAAGAUCGACAUGGGCGACAAGCCCCUGAGAGUGAACGGUGUCAAGGUGUACUCUGAAAAUGUGGACAAGCGGCAGAUAAUCAUGGACCUGCAGAUCAGCUUUGUCGGGAAUACGGAAAUUGAUGUUGACAUCAAGAGAUACUACUGCAGAGCAGGGAUAAAGAGCAUACAGCUUCAUGGUGUGUUGAGAGUGAUCAUGGAGCCCCUGCUUGGAGACAUGCCUUUGGUGGGAGCCCUGUCUGUGUUCUUCCUGAAGAAACCUUUGCUGGACAUUAACUGGACCGGCCUCACGAACAUGCUGGACAUCCCGGGGCUGAACGGCCUGUGUGACAACCUGAUCCAGGACAUCAUCUACAGCUACCUGGUCCUGCCCAACCGCAUCACCAUUCCCCUGGUGGGCGAGGUGCAGCUGGCCCAGCUGCGGUUCCCCAUGCCGAAGGGGGUUCUGAGGAUCCACUUCCUGGAGGCACAGGACCUGCAGGGGAAGGACAAAUUCCUCGGGGGGCUGAUCAAAGGGAAGUCGGACCCCUACGGCAUCAUCCAGAUAGGCAACCAGCUCUUCCAGAGCAAGACCAUCAAAGAGAACGUCAACCCCAAAUGGAACGAGGUCUACGAGGCCAUGGUCCAUGAGCACUCAGGCCAGCACCUGGAGAUCGAGCUGUUUGAUGAAGACCCUGACAAAGAUGAUUUCCUGGGCAGCCUAAUGAUUGACAUGGCGGAGCUUCACAAGGAGCAGAGAGUAGAUGAGUGGUUCGUCCUGGAGGAGGUCUCUACUGGGAAGCUCCACUUAAAACUGGAGUGGCUGUCUCUUCUCCCCACCCCUGAAAAGCUAGAUCAGGUGCUGACGAGUAUUAAAGCUGACAAAGGCCAGGCCAACGACGGCCUCUCGUCAGCACUGCUGGUGGUAUACCUGGACUCGGCCCGAAACCUGCCGAGUGUCUUCGAAGGGAACUUUGGGUGUGGAUACUUAAAAGAGAGGAGAGCUUCGGGCCUAGUCUUUUGUGAGAAUACUACCUCACUCUAUAGAACACUAUUUCGAAAUCCAUUAGAAUUUAACCAUGACGGGUUGAAGAGAGCGUCAGUCAAUAAGGCCCUGAAGUCGGGGAAGAAGGUGAGCAGCGACCCGAGUCCCUUUGUUCAGUUCACUGUCGGGCACAAGACCUUCGAGAGCAAGACCCGAUAUAAGACCAACGAGCCGGUCUGGGAGGAAGCAUUCUCCUUCCUCAUUCAUAACCCAAAAAGCCAAGAGCUGGAAGUUGAGGUGAAGGACGAGAAGCACGACUGUUCGCUGGGCACCGUGGUGGUCCCGUUGAGCCAGCUCCUGGACGCGGAGGACAUGACCCUAACCCAGCGCUUCCCUCUCAAGAACUCCGCACCCAGCUGCACCCUCAAGAUGAAGAUGGCCCUGCGGGUGCUGUCCCUGGAGAAGGCCGGCCAGACAGACCAGCCGUCCUCGGUGCAGGUGCGGAAAGCCAGCGUCAGCAAGGGCAACCCCUCCACCCCGUCGCCCAGGCCCUCCGUCUCCGCCACGCCCGAGCCGGUCUCCGAGCCACCCUCCUCCGUGGCGGGGUCCACCUAUGAGCUCCACCAGAGGUCGGAGGGCGCCGAUCAGGCCUACCCCACGAGUCCCGCCAGGCUGGCUGACGCCGGCCGCAGCUCCUCCAGCCUGGCCGUCUCCGGCUCCCAGCAGCACCUGGGCCAGAAGGAGCCCACGCCCAGCAUCGCCUCUGACAUCUCCAACCCCUUCGCCACCCAGGAGCUGCAACAGAGGCUGCACCAGCUGCAGAAUGGGGCUGCUCCCAGCCACUUUCCCCUGGGUGAGAUCCAACUCACAGUUCGGCACAGCUCUCAGAGGAACAAGCUGAUCGUGGUGGUGCACGGCUGCCGGAACCUGAUCGCGUUCACGGACUCCGGCUCCGACCCCUACGUGCGCCUCUAUCUCCUGCCAGACAAGCGCAGGUCGGGCAGGAGGAAAACGAGCACGAUGAAGAAGACUCUCAACCCUGUCUACGAUCAAACCUUCGAGUUCAGCGUGUCCAUCGUGGAGCUGCACAGAAGGACGCUGGACGUUGCCGUGAAGAAUGGAGGGGGUCUGCUGUCCAAACACAAAGGACUUCUGGGAAAGGUGCUUGUGGAUUUGUUGUGCGAAGAUAUCUCCAAGGGAUGGACACAGUGGUAUGACCUAACGGAGGACGGGCUGAGAAAACCAGUUCAGGCCUAAAGGACACGCAGGAGGGCAGGACGGCCCCACCCACCCCACAUUACCACCAUCACUGCAGAUGUAACCAGCUUCCUUUUAGAGAGUUACGUUUUAGCCAGCGGCCAUGGCAUUUCUGCAAUGUUUCUACACACAUAUAUAUAUAUAUAUAUAAUUUUAAUGAUGCAUACGACCUGCAGUUGUAAAUUGCUUUUCAUAUCAUUUGAUUAUGAGCAACAGUUUCAAAGCAUAUCCCCCCCCAACACACACACACACACACACGCACGCACGCGCACACACACACAUGCACGCACGCACGCGCACACACACACACACACAGACGCAUAAACACACACUGAUCAGUUGCACUUUAAUUGACAGCUCUAAGCAAUUGGGGGUUUGUAAUAUGGUAAAAACGUGGUAACGUUGGAACGUCAGGCCUCAGCCAGCCGAACCUCCGGCGCGCUCGUGAGCGCCGUCACGCGAGAACGCAGAAACGGAGGCACCCACACCGCAGACCGCUCUCAGCGGUCGACCUUAAGGAGCAUGUGGUGUUUCACAAGCAAAGAAAAAUCUGCGUUUUGCGGAGAAAAACCUGUGGAGGACAGGUGUAAAAACAGCUGUGCUGUGUGUUCUGGGGCUGGCUGCCCUGUCUGCCUGUGGAGGCCGUGUACAGCGUGUAAAUAUGUCCUGUACAAUGAAGGUGAUGCAUCACGGAACGGUCAUGGUGCCGAGAGAGAACGCUAUAUCACUAGGUCAAAAGGACCAUUUCAUUCGAACUAAAAAGAGAGAAAGAGAGAGAGAGAUUUAUAAUCUUUUAUUUUUUUUGAGCUGGAGCAGCUUCUCUUCUCCUUUAGUGAAAGAACACUAGCCACCAAAGAGACAAGUAUUUCAUUUUAUUGCCUAUGUGGGUUUUAAGCCAAA